Ziziphus jujuba (common jujube) is the source of this 1029-nucleotide messenger RNA. RefSeq names its product DAG protein, chloroplastic. Gene Ontology annotation, cellular component: chloroplast. The transcript is spliced from 5 exons. The coding region runs from base 67 to 747 and encodes 226 amino acids. The record is from RefSeq and is a predicted model, not a curated record. Gene Ontology annotation, biological process: cytidine to uridine editing; chloroplast RNA modification. NCBI's taxonomy places the organism in Eukaryota, Viridiplantae, Streptophyta, Magnoliopsida, Rosales, Rhamnaceae.
UAAAAAUAUCGUCUUUCCUCCUUAUCUCUGCAAUUGUGUUUCUGUCUGUUGUCUCUCUUCUCUAACAUGGCAAUGGCGACCAAUCUCUCUCUCACACCCAAAACCCUACUAUCAACCCCUAGACCCUCUUUCCUUCCCCGUUUCCAUCUACCUUGUGGUUCCCUCCGAUUCAACUCGCUGACUCGGACCUGCGCUCGCUCCGCUUCUUCCAAGCUUUCCGUUCGGGCAGCGACCGAUAGCGAUUACUCGUCGAGAAGGAGUAGCAGCAAUGAGCAGAGGGAGACGAUAAUGUUACCGGGUUGUGACUACAACCACUGGCUCAUCGUCAUGGAGUUUCCCAAAGACCCUGCUCCCACCAGAGAGCAAAUGAUCGAUACCUACCUCAAUACUCUCGCUACUGUGCUUGGAAGCAUGGAAGAAGCAAAGAAGAAUAUGUACGCUUUCAGCACCACAACCUACACUGGAUUUCAAUGCACUGUAUCCGAAGAAACAUCUGAAAAAUUCAAGGGACUGCCUGGUGUACUUUGGGUGCUGCCUGAUUCAUAUAUAGAUGUUAAAAAUAAGGAUUAUGGAGGUGAUAAAUAUAUUAAUGGGGAGAUAAUUCCUGGAAACUACCCUGUUUAUCAACCAAAGAAAAGGAGAGAACCAAAAUAUGAGAGCAGAAGAUAUGAAAGAAGGCGAGAUGGACCUCCUCCUGACCAAAGAAGGUCAAGACAAGGAGCAACUAGAUCAGAAUCAGGGUCAUAAUUAGGUCAUUAAUGUGCUACUCCAAUGACAGAUGAGAUCUGAACUGACCACAGAUUUAGUUAUGCAUUUGGAGGCACUCGACCAUGUAAUCGCUUUGUUUCGUAGAUUUUUGGUUGUGUUUAGCCUGGUUUAGCAAUGGUUCUGUAUGGCUUGUUAUAGUGGAUCUCAUAGUUGUAGAAAUUUCUAAUUGACAAGGUUUACCUUUCUCGUGGUAAUUUUGCAUCAGACUUCAAUUCUAAACUUGAUUUAUGUAGAUCAAAUAGUAGUGGUACUGUUUUCUAA